UUAAAGCAAGCGUAAUAUGCGUUUCUCAGUAAUAAUUCUUUCACUCAAUUUAUUGAGUUUCUCCAGCGGAUUUCCCAUGGAACAGGGAAAUGAUUGCGAACUUUUAGAGUAUGUUGAUACCGACGAUUCGUGGUCAAAUAUAUUUGAUAAUGUGAGAAGAUCUCUGGAGGAUGCCAUCAAACGGGCAUCGAAUUUGGAAAAGUGCCACUCCCAAGUCGAGUUUCUUCAAAGCUGUUUGGAUCGCGCCAACAGUGUUACUUCCCCAAAAGAACAAAUGCAGUACGUUGUUGAAUUCAUUGGCUACCAGGAAAUGCAUUCCAAAAAUGAAUCUACGCGCACAAAUACUUAUUUUGGAAAAAACAUGAUACAUUUAUUUAAGAAAACUGUCGAUAAACUUACGCAGCUGAGCAGAAAACUAAUUAAAGUGUCGGAAAAAAUUGAUGAGAGACUGGGCAAAACAAUUGACAAAAGUAAGAAAUUACUUUUUGGUCAAGAAACAUGAAGGUUUUAUAAAACUGAGCAAUGCUUUUCUUUAUAACAAUAAUUAAAUGUGCUGAUAGUGCUUGCUACAUA
Molecule: messenger RNA, 573 nt
Organism: Drosophila mauritiana
Lineage: Eukaryota; Metazoa; Arthropoda; Insecta; Diptera; Drosophilidae
Exons: 2
Coding region: 17-502 (161 amino acids)
Source: RefSeq, a predicted model, not a curated record